GAGAAAGCUGAGUCUCCCUCAAUUGACUGUUUCGCCAUGGCUCUGUCGCGAGCAUCUACGCCGUCAUGGCUGUCGGCCUUGACUCUGCUCUCCCUGCUCUCACUUCUCGUCCCCGCCAAUGCCCUGUACUUCUACAUGGAUGGCCGGGAAACAAAGUGCUUCUACGAAGACCUGCCGAAGGACACUCUGGUGGCCGGCAGCUUUGAAACUGAAGUCAUCGACACGCAAUCCCACACCUACCACAUCGACCACCUCCUCAAGGUGCUCAUCACCGUCGACGAGACCUUCGACAACGACCACCGCGUCGUGUCUAAGCGCGACAGUCACUCCGGCCGCUUCACCUUCUCGGCCGCGGACUCGGGCCAGCACAAGAUCUGCUUUACGCCCGAGACCGACGUCACCACAAACGGCCUAUUUAGUGGAUCCAAGGGCGCCGUCAAGAUGGUGGUGGACCUGGCCAUUGGCGAGACCAGCAAGAUCGAGACCGAAGACAAGGACAAGAUGAAGGAUAUCGUUCAGCGCGUCAAGGACCUGAACGGCCGCUUGCACGAUAUCCGCCGUGAGCAGGUGUACCAGCGGGAGCGCGAGGCCGAGUUCCGUGACCAGUCCGAGAUCACCAACGGCCGUGUCGUGCGCUGGACCCUGAUCCAGCUGGCCGUUCUGUCCGCCGCCUGCGCUUGGCAGCUCUCGCACCUGCGGUCAUUCUUCAUCAAGCAAAAGCUGACGUGA
This is a messenger RNA of Penicillium alfredii, 729 nucleotides long. RefSeq names its product p24 family protein. The annotation marks the transcript as partial. NCBI's taxonomy places the organism in Eukaryota, Fungi, Ascomycota, Eurotiomycetes, Eurotiales, Aspergillaceae. The transcript has 3 exons. The record is from RefSeq and is a predicted model, not a curated record. Gene Ontology annotation, cellular component: endoplasmic reticulum-Golgi intermediate compartment; Golgi apparatus; endoplasmic reticulum. Gene Ontology annotation, biological process: endoplasmic reticulum to Golgi vesicle-mediated transport; intracellular protein transport; Golgi organization.